AUGAGGACAAAUGGUGCAGCGAAUAUAGGCGAAGAAGUUAGCACAACGGCGACUUUCUUUGAUGAUGGAGAAAAUGUGGUUGUGCAUACGAAUCAAGUUGUAUUGCCGGAAGAUGAAGAAUUUGUACAAAAUUAUGAGAAAAUUAUAGCGGAAACAAUGCAGGAAUUUAUUAAAUUAGUAAAUCUUGAAAUAAGUAGAGCGACGACAGCGAUAACUCCAUUAGUGGAAAUCACUGUGCCAACAUCAGCGAGACAAAAAUUUCAUCGAACCAUCGCCUUUGAAGAUUCGAAUAGACCAAUAAAUAAUAAUGUAGAUGGCGACAGAUCGACGCGAAUGGCAAUUUUAACUCGUGGUAAAGGAAAUAAAACGAUUUUGAAAGCAAUUAGGAUGGAAACGCCUGAUGGUUUAGCGGAAACAUGGCAAGCAGAACGAGAAAAAGAACGAAAAGAAUUCGACGAGCAUAAACAUAUCACGCUUAGCAUGAACGAACGAAUGAUGGCCGAUGAUAAUUGUUCUGACUGA
Messenger RNA from Dracunculus medinensis (Guinea worm), 522 nucleotides. Lineage: Eukaryota; Metazoa; Nematoda; Chromadorea; Rhabditida; Dracunculidae. The record is from the annotation of a GenBank genome assembly.